Molecule: messenger RNA, 5088 nt
Organism: Punctularia strigosozonata HHB-11173 SS5
Lineage: Eukaryota; Fungi; Basidiomycota; Agaricomycetes; Corticiales; Punctulariaceae
Product: AAA-domain-containing protein
Exons: 8
Coding region: 526-5019 (1497 amino acids)
Biological process (GO): positive regulation of transcription by RNA polymerase II
Cellular component (GO): nucleus
Molecular function (GO): ATP binding; histone binding; ATP hydrolysis activity
Source: RefSeq, a predicted model, not a curated record
CGACCUCGACCUGCCUCCCGGACGACGGGGUGCCGCAACUAUCCUGGUUUUCCGGCGAUUUCCCCUGGAUUUUGGACGUUUUCGCAGACUUCGAGAUGGGUGGAAUCCAACGAAUUGCGUGCACGGAUGGCAGGGUCUGGGUCGACGGGAUGAGGAGCUGGUGGAGGAGAUGGUGAUGUGAAGGUGGAGGUUGCUUGCGGUCGUUGCGGGCGCUAUACCCGCCUCAACGCCUAUGCGUUCUACCAUCCACCUUCGACGCUUCGUAACAGCAACGAACAGCCGAUCGAAACCGCGUCGUACAUUUCGACUGAAGCCGCGCCGGGACUUGCCACUGCCCGGGCAAAGCGCGGGGGCGAGGAGGAGAACAUCGGGGUCGGCGUGACACCGUCACGCUCGGUCACGCGCUUGCGCUUGUCCUUCCACCACGACCAACACCGCCGCGGCCACCGCCUGCCUUAGCGCCCGGCCACCGAACAUCUAGGACAAAGACGAAAAACACAGACGACGGGGCGUAACGGCCCUGCGAUGCAAGACGACGGGAACCAGUGGACAUUCCUGCCUCUCCAGCCCCUCUCGCCUCGCCACACCGUCGCGCCGCCGACGCUGCAAGACGUCCUUCUCAGCACCGACCAAGCUCCCCAACCGAUCCCCGAGCCCGCAUACACUCACCCAGCCCCGGCGCCGAACCACGUCACGCCCAAUCGGCUCACCAUCCGCCUCCCGCCGCCCCACACUUCACCCGCUCACCAUCCAACACAUCUCGAGACCGUUCCAGACAUGCCUGAGACGCGACGCGCGGCACGCCACCGCCAAAGCGUAGGCGAGCAGAGCCAGAGCGGACCAUCGGGGUCCGAGUACAAUGGCUCCAACUCGUCCCAUCACAUGGACGAAGACGACAUCCCGCACAAACAAGAAGACGAGGAACAGCCGCCGGUGAUGAGCCGAACGCGCAGUGGGCGGCCCGUCACCAAGAAGAACUACCAGGAGAGCGACACCGACGACAUGUUCGAAGAGGAGCUCGAGGCGGGCAUGCAACCGCGGCGUCCCGCGACGAAGAAAGGCGGGGCCGCGAAAUCGAGAGGAGGAGUGAGAUUGAUACAGAGCGACGAUGAGGGUAGCGGUACGCCGAAGGUAUCGGCAGAGGCGGAGGCAGAGGCGGAUGGACCGCGAUACUCGCUGCGUGCGCGAGGCGGGGACGGCGGACGGGCGGGCAGUCGCUCGAGCGGCGGGAGCGACAAGACGGCGGGCGGGCGCGCUACGCGCUCGUCGGGCAGGCUAACGCGGACCCGGCCAGCGCCAGCCCCCGCGCCCGCCGCUACGUCGAUGCGGCGCACGCGGUCGAGCGCGCGCCGCUUGCAGGAGGACGACGGCUACGUCGACCGACCGAGCAGCGACGCGGACGAGGACGCGGACGCGUCGUUCGAGAACGCGCCGCCGACGGACCCGUCCGAGCCGCACGACGACGACGAUGCGUACGGCGAGGAGGACGCGGACGGGGACGUCAUCGUCGGUGGAGGCGAUGACGAGGUUGGCGGUGAUGACGAGGGCGUCGAUGCUGGAGGCCGUCCUUACCGCCUCCGCAAGAAGCAAAAGGUCAACUACGCGAUUCCACCCCCGCUCGAGGAGCUGAAGGCGCCGCCGCCUCCGAAACGGCCGGCGAAGCGUGGCGGAGGGAGGAAGGGUCCGGGAUGGAGCGCGACGGGGGCGGAGCUCGAUCGAUGGAUGCGAGGUUUCGUGCCCGCCGGCGACGACUCGGACUCGGAUUAUGCGCGUACACCCCGAAAACCGUUCGGCCUCGGCGUUGCAGGCGCAGGUUCGGGUGCGGUCUUUGCAGGGGGAGCGGGCGCUGCUGCGGGCGGAGGCGGGCUGUUUGCAGGAGAUCUGGCGGCUGCCGCCGGCACGCCGAGCAACCUGGGCAAAUUGGGCGACGCCGCCCUCGCCGAUGCGGAUCCUCUCGGAGUGAAUCAGAACGUCACGUUCGACGAGGUUGGCGGUCUGGACGAUCACAUCAACUCGUUGAAGGAGAUGACCCUAUUACCGCUCCUGUACCCCGAGGUAUUCCAACGUUUCGGCUUAACGCCGCCGAGGGGCGUGCUGUUCCAUGGUCCACCGGGGACGGGCAAGACCCUUCUAGCGCGUGCACUCGCCGCCAGCUGUCGCUCAAACGGCAAGGGCAUCUCAUUCUUCAUGCGUAAAGGCGCCGACUGUCUUUCCAAAUGGGUUGGCGAGGCCGAACGCCAGCUACGCCUCCUCUUCGAAGAAGCGAAGAACUCGCAGCCGUCGAUCAUCUUCUUCGAUGAGAUCGACGGCCUCGCGCCCGUCCGAUCCUCGAAACAGGAUCAGGUCCAUGCGUCGAUCGUCUCCACUCUCCUUGCACUUAUGGAUGGCAUGGACGGCCGCGGCCAGGUCGUCGUCAUUGGCGCCACUAACCGUCCAGACGCCGUCGACCCCGCCUUGCGCCGCCCGGGUCGCUUCGACCGCGAGUUCUACUUCCCGCUGCCGAGCUUGCCCGCGCGCGAGCGGAUAUUGAGGAUCAUGACGAAGAAGUGGGAAGGGUGGGAGGGCGAGGAGGGCGAGGAGCGGGUGAGGGGGCUUGCCCGGCUGACGAAGGGAUAUGGGGGUGCGGACUUGAGGGCGCUGUGUACGGAGGCGGCGUUGAACUCGGUGCAGAGGCGGUAUCCACAGAUAUACAAGUCGACGGAUAGGCUACUGCUCAAACCGGAGACGAUCGGGGUCGAGCUGAGGGACUUCAUGAUCGCCGUGAAGAAGCUCGUGCCGUCGUCUGCGAGAUCUGCAUCCACAGCUGCGGCGCCGCUACCAACACAGCUCGUGCCAUUGUUGGAAGAUGCCCUCGAACGUGCUAAGGGCGUGGUGGACAAAGUGAUGCCAGUCAGUAAGAAGCGGACUGCGCUCGAGGAGGCGGAGUGGGAGGACGAGAGCCAGGAGGGCGCGUUGGAGCGCGAGCUCAUGCUGCAAUCGAUGGAGACGCUGCGAGUGUACCGGCCGAGGGUGGUACUACAUGGCGCUCCGGGCAUGGGACAGAGCUUUGUCGGCGCUGCUGUUCUUCAUCACCUCGAGGGAUAUCACGUUCAGAGCCUUGAUCUCGGGAACCUCAUGGGCGACUCGACGCGGACGACGGAAGCUGCUAUCGUCCAAUUGUUCCUGGAGGCAAAGCGGAAUCAGCCGUCGGUCGUGUACAUACCCUCCCUCGUCGGAUGGUGUGCUGCAGUCACCGAGACCGCACGUUCCACGGUCCGUGCCAUGCUGGACACGCUCGCGCCAACGGAUCCGAUCCUGCUCCUUGCGGUCGUCGACGGCUCCUUUGCGUCACUACCCCGUGAUGUUCGAGCAUGGUUCGGACCCACGAAGGAGAACAGGGUGCUGCUCCAAGCGCCGAGUGCCUCCCAACGGGAACGAUUCUUCGAGGGGUUGAUCAAGGACAUCUAUCGUCCCCCGAACCAGUUCCCGGAUGGCAUCAAGCGGAAGAAGCGAGUGCUGGAAGAGCUACCCGUCGCCCCGCCACCGGAGCCCAGGCAGCCCAGUGCAGCCGAGUUGGCCGUUCAAGAGGAGCACGACCAGAGGACGAUCACGCUGCUCAAGUUCCGUCUCGGUCCUAUCCUCACGGAACUGAAGCGCAAGUUCAAGCGGUUUACUAAGAGGGCAGGGGAGGAGUAUGAUCUCAGCAUGGGCGAACCUGGCACACAAGAGGUCGUCCCGGAACCCGAGCAAGCGCUCGCUGUGCCUCAGCCUGUGAAUGGAGACGUGCAUGUUAACGGGUUCGCCGAAGCGUCACAGUCUCAACUGCCGAUCGUGCAAAUCGAGAUCGACGGCGUUCUCCAGGAACAGGCUCAGGUCCAGAUACGGCCCAGGUUGUUUGAUAUGGAUUUGGAGCGCAUACACCACGAACUCUACAAGAACCGCUACCUAACACCUGGCGAGUUUCUAGAUGACAUCGGAAAGAUCGUGCACAACGCAGAGGUCAUGGUCCACGAAGAUCCGGAGCGACUGUACAAAGCUCAGGCCAUGUACACUGCCGCUGAGGUCAGCAUGCACGACUUCGACCCGCAGAUGCGGCUGGAAUGCGAGCGGAUGGCCCAGCGAGAGCGGAAACGGAGGGACGAGUGGAAGCGAGAACGGGAGAAGGAGAAGGGCAGGGAGGCGAACGGCCUGGCACCCGCGCUCGGCACUAGGCGGAGUUCGCGACACAAUGGGCAGCAACUAGAGGUUGAAAUGACGGAUCCGGUCCUCAUCGAACGGAGGUUAAAGAGGCAGCGAUCAGGCGAUGGAGCUGGCGACUCUCAGGCUUCCGGCUCGGAGGGUUCUACUGGACCUUCCGCCAAGCGGUCCAGGAUGGGCAGCCCAGAUGACCUUGAUCUGCUGGGCCCGUUGCGGGCUAACGGCGUUCGGUUUGCGGAGGACAUGCAAGCCGUCGAACCGCUUCCAUCACUCCAGCAAUCGCUCUCGGAGGUGGCUCCGCCGCCAACGAUACCCACACAUUCUCAACAAAAUGAUGAUCCGUUCGCUAUGCCGACGUUCAUGCCCCAACCUUCCGCGUCUAUAUCGUCGCUACUUAACCCCACGAGCCCGGUGGAGAUGGCACCUGCCGUGCAUGCCUUCCCAGCACCAGGCAUCAUACCGUCUUCAUCCACCCUUCCUGUCCAUCCCAUACCAGGUCAAGAGGCUGUCGAAUUGCCACAGGCAGAGUCCACAGACGACAGCGCCGCUACCACCGAGCCCGAGCCCGAGCCCUCUCAGGCGCCCAUGGAGGUCGAACGAGAGCCGACGCCUUUGCCAGAUUUCGUGAUCGACGACGCUCAGGUAGAAACGCUGAAGACGACGCUCGUUACGAAGACGGAAUCACUGGCCAUCGAGGAGCUGGAGCAACUGCGGGCGACCUGCCUGGGGAUCAUCUGGCGACAUCGAUCCGACUGGAAUCGCGCCGGCUUGAUCCAAGAACUCACGGAGACUGCAUUGGAAUAUGUGAAUGACCUCGCAGUGGAUGCUGCUUCACCAAUAUAACCAUUCUCACGUCGAUGUCUAUCAUAUUUAUCGCAGCGUGUAAAUACUGUAACAAUGUCUGUAAUUUAA